UUAUAUUUACAUGUGUUGAAAAUAAUGUGACCAAUAUAUAUGUUUCACAUUCUUUCAGGGAAAAAGCAUCAUUACAACGUCUGAAAGUUGACAGCAGUGUUUUAGCAUUACAUAAAAUGUAUUGUCACAAAAAUCAAUGUCAUUUUAACAUCAAUGUAAAAAAAAAAAAAAAACUAUUUACAUAUCAAUGACUCAUUGCUCAACUUGGUGAUAUAUAGUUAUAUCAAUUUGAAAACUUACAUCUAAAACUAGGGGUGGAUGAUUAGUUAUCUUAAUUUAUCUUUGUAAUUAAGAAUAAGAACAAAAAGGCAAAUUACAAACAAUAGGACAGGUAUAAUAAAGCAGAUUAAAAGUGCUUUAAGUUUUUCAGGAAGGUGCACAGUACAUUAGAUCUAUUUAACAGUAGCAUCCAAGUAAAAAACUGAAUAAUCAAAUGUACAAAAGUUAUUCAGUCCAGAGCAGUGAGUGAUUUUCUUUUGUUGUUUGACACACAGCAGCAGGUUUUACUGUUUUAGGCUGCUGUCACUUUAAGACCCACCAAUGUCCAAUAUCUUUGUAGCCGAUAAUAGUUUGCAUUCACUUCAGACAUAACCGAGCAUGUUUAGGAUACUCACUAAGACAUAACUGUGUGUAUUUGACCGUUCGAGUGCAACUAGCUGCUAAACAAAACUCAAUUUAGGUUCGCAUGCUGUCAGUUACUCUGCUGUUGCGAUGUGUAAGUUUGCAAUUAUUUUAGUCAUUUUGAUAUUUCAUGCAGCCCUACAAAGUAUUUAGAACUCUCUAAACAGAUCUGGAACAAGAUGCUUCCAGAGAGCUUUGAGAAUCCCCACCUUCCUCCUAAACAGAUUACUCAGGAGGAGUUAAAGGAGCCUGCAUUCGGUCGCUGUGUAGUCUCUGUGAGGCUUAGAGCCACAGAGGAAACAGAUGGGAUAAGAAAACCAGGGGAUCUUAUUACAGAGGCUUAAUCAGCAAUCCAAGGCCUGUCCAGAACCCAGACGCACAGCUUCGGCCCCUCACAGUUUCUCUUUCAGAGGUACUCGUCUCAGGGACUGGAGAUAAAUACAGCUGUUUAACAUGGAGAACGAGGAAGAGGAGGAUGAAAUCUUUACAACAUUGCAGGGAGAAGAUGAAGAGGAGAAGGAGGAAGAGGAGCCGGAAGCUGAGAGGAAGAGCAGUUGGGAUGUCCCAAUUCCAAGUCGAUCAGUCGCCAGUCGCAGAGCUUCACUUCCAUGCCCGGCUCAGCUGAACGCGAUGCAUCUGAGCCGCCUGCUCUCUGCCACCGUGGCCACAAGCCCAGCUCACCUAAGCCACUUGCCUCAGAGCGGUGAGGCCAAGCCGUGCUCUCGCUUCAGCCAUGUUGGCAAUAAUGGAACGCAGACCAAGGGCAGCACGUGUGAAAGACGCCCGCAUGCCAUCCCUACCAUCCCUGAGGUGCACGAGCCUCUGGAGAGAAAAGCCAGAUUUAGGAGCCGCAAUGUCAUGUCUCUGAGUGAUGCAGACAGUUUGUGUCUGAUCUGUCAUGACAACCUACGCAAAGGAGGAGGAGGUAUCAGAGAGCUUCACUGUUCCCACAGCUUCCACAGUGAGUGCAUAGAGGAGUGGCUGUGGAGCAACCAGACCUGUCCCACAUGUCAAAAGCAUGUUGCCAUGCCAGAGCCCCUGUACUGGAGAUCUACCAGAGUUAUAGUGCCCUGAGCUCUUCCAGAACCCAUUCAAACUACCUUGGACAUCAGCUUUUACAGGAUGGUUACAUGAUGCGGACAGCUGACGAUGGAUAUGAAAGAAACGGCUAUUUUCUAAGAACAGAAAAGGUGGUCAUUUGAAUUAUUCAGGAGAAACAGAUGGGCAGAACAUCUGUCUGGAAAUAUGGCUAAUUGAUUUUGCCACAUCUGUGUACAAUUGUUUGUUUUUGUAAUUGUAUUUACAUAUUAAGAAAUUAUAUGUUAUUUUCUAUCAUGGUUCUCUUUUUCCGCAUACAUCUAAGCAAACUGAACAAGUUGCAUGAAAAUGUAAAAUUGUAAAAUGCACCUCACUAUAUUUGUUAGUAGUUUGGACUGGUGUAGGCAUACUUGAUAUGUAAAUCAAAAAGUUAUUGUAAUGUAUUCAACCAAAAAGUAGGCUUGCACCGUGUUGUGCUUCUUUACUAUAAGAAAGUAUAUAUGAAGAGUUCAGAUGCAAAAGCCUCUAAGUGCAAUUUGCAAUUUUCUUCUAGAAUGAUCAUUUUUUA
Messenger RNA from Pimephales promelas (fathead minnow), 2227 nucleotides. RefSeq lists its product as uncharacterized. Lineage: Eukaryota; Metazoa; Chordata; Actinopteri; Cypriniformes; Leuciscidae. The record is from RefSeq and is a predicted model, not a curated record.